Messenger RNA from Heteronotia binoei (common prickly gecko), 1736 nucleotides. It is a transcript of the gene VSIR, whose product is annotated as V-set immunoregulatory receptor. NCBI's taxonomy places the organism in Eukaryota, Metazoa, Chordata, Lepidosauria, Squamata, Gekkonidae. The record is from RefSeq and is a predicted model, not a curated record. The transcript is spliced from 7 exons. Gene Ontology annotation, biological process: negative regulation of CD4-positive, alpha-beta T cell proliferation; positive regulation of regulatory T cell differentiation; regulation of immune response. Gene Ontology annotation, cellular component: plasma membrane. The coding region runs from base 7 to 945 and encodes 312 amino acids.
AGGCGAAUGAAUUGCUGCUGCCGCCUCAGCAACGGCAUGGACCGGGCAGGGAAGAGGUGGCUGCUGGUGGCGCAGCUGACGCUCGCCUUGGCUUCCUCGCAAGUACAGUCAACCUUCCAAAUCACCACUCCUUACUCACUUUACGUCUGUCCUGAAGGUCAAAAUGUUACCUUGACUUGCAAGAUCAGUGCACCUUUUGUUGACCGGCAUGAUUUCUUUUACAAAUUUUGGUACUUCAGCAGCCAGAAUGAUCACAGUUGUUUUGAGAAAAGGCAUAUCCGCAAUGUCACAGAGAGGGAGCUGCAUUAUGAAGCAGGGAAACACCAUGGAUCCAAUAACAUCACUGCAAAUCAUCAUGGACUAGAGACCUCCUCAGAUCACCAUGGGACAUUCCAUAUCACCAUGGCAAACCUUACCCUGCAUGACAGUGGGAGCUACUGCUGUUACGUCACAGAGGCUAAGAAGGAGCACAACAAGGCACUUAUCCAGCAGCAUGCUCAUGGCUUCAUGGAACUUCGUAUACAAAAAGCAAAUGGCACACUUCCCAACUGCACGUUUCAUCCUGUCAGCAGAGAAAGUGAAAACAUCACAGCUGCAGCACUGGCAACAGGGGCCUGUAUUGUGGGCAUUUUGUGCCUACCCCUGCUCCUACUCCUUAUUUACAAGCAAAGACAAGCCAUCACUAACAGGCGUGCACAUGAACUUGUCAGAAUGGAGAGUAACACCCAAGGCAUUGAGAACCCUGUCUUUGAUGAUGCUCCUGCUGCUAAUUUGGGAUCCAAGCCCAGGCCACAGUUAACUUAUAUGGCCAGUCGACAACAGUCAGAGUCAGAUCGGCAUCUGCUUUCAGAACCCAACACUCCACUCUCACCUCCAAGUGCUGGAGAAUGUUUCUUCCCAUCUCUGGAGCCUGUUCCUGAUUCACCAAACCUGAUGGAUGUCUAAUAAUAGGAAGAAUGUUUCCUCUGAAUCUAUGGACAAGAUUUUGCUUGCUACUUGGGGGUGGGGGGGGGGGAGGCUUUUAUAAGGUUUCCUGUAAAAGAAAUACCAACAGUGUGUUGGUUCUUGUCUGACACUUCAAAUUCACUGUUCUUUCUUAGGAAAUUUCAGGGCAGAAGUUCAGUUCAGGAAGAUAAAAUACUGGGCCCUUCUAGCAUUCUGCAGGUUCUGCAUUAUACGUCAUUGAGAAGGUGAUGAUUUUAUGGACAAUUAUUGCAGCAACAAGUUUCUGUAGUAGUGUACAUCUCACUACACUGGGAUUGUCUACACAGGAUAAGAGAAGAUGUAUGAAGACUUCUUGAUUGUAUGGGGAGCAAGCUCACCACCACCAAAAGCCUUAAGAAAAGGCACGGGAACCUAAGAACUGCCACCCUGCAUUCCUAGUGGCUUCUCACUUCAAAUCACAGAAUGGAGAAAAGUAUCUCCAAAAGUUUCAGAAACUUUUUUGUAAAUGUAUGACAUCUUUCUUUAUCUGGAUUAUGUUGUAUAUGUAAUUUUAAAGUCUGCAUCAUUUUGGUACUUUGGCAUAGCGAACUGUAUAUUUUGCUUGUCGUUUUUUGUCAGAAGAUCAGACAUGAAAAUGUUCCACUACCAUGUUCAGUCCUAACUAACCUUUCCUUUUGUAUUGUAAUGAUUUUAGGAAGACAGACUCUAAAUCUGGGCUCCAAAUUCUAUGAGUCAGACUUUUAAUUUUCUUCGGACUGCUUUGUCAAAUAAUACUUGCACAAUUAAAACUG